This is a messenger RNA of Lactuca saligna, 1175 nucleotides long. The record is from the annotation of a GenBank genome assembly. Lineage: Eukaryota; Viridiplantae; Streptophyta; Magnoliopsida; Asterales; Asteraceae.
AGAUACCCAUCGAAGAACUACCGAUAUUUAUCGACCGGUUAAAUUAAGUCGGACCUAUGUAAAAGGAUAAUGGAUCCGUUAAUUUAUUCGUGUGGAGCGUUACGAAUACGUGUUUCCCUUGAGAUUUACACCUAUGCUUUACAUGGCCACCACGUGUCGUCGACAAACCCUCCCUAGAUACAUGUCACCAUCACUGCCCCGAAUCAUGAGGGAGCCAACAAAAUCAAAAAAGAUAAAGAGAACAAAUGCAAAUCCAACGCUAUAACUAUUUUCUGCUAUUACUGAUAGCAUCAUCGUUGUUGAAUCCAUCAUCAGCAAGCAAACAAUCCAGUUUUUGUAGCAGCGAAGAAGUUUUUCUCGAGUCGAAUCCAAUGGCAACUCUUGGGGGUAUAAAGGAUUCACCUGCUUCCAACAGCGCCGAGAUCGAUGGUCUCGCUCGUUUUGCCGUCGAUGAGCAUAACAAAAAAGAGAAUAAAAUGUUGGAGUUGGCAAGGGUGGUAAAGGUGCAAGAGCAAGUGGUUUCUGGGACUUUGCAUCAUCUUACUUUGGAGGUUGUUGAUGUGGGUGAGAAGAAAUUAUAUCUAGCCAAAAUCUGGGUGAAGCCAUGGUUGAACUUUAAGGAACUUCAAGAAUUCACACAUAUUGGUGAUGCCACCUCCACUUCACCUAAUCUUGAUGUCCAAAAAGAUGAUGAGUCGAUGACUAUUCAUGGAGAUUUCCAGGAUGCUGCAAAUCAUGCCCUCAAGACACUGCAACAAAGGUCUAACUCGUUAUUUCCUUACGAACUUCAAGAAGUCGUUCACGUAAAAGCAGAGACUGUUGAUGGAACUGCGAAAUAUGAUCUGGUGUUGAAGGUGAAAAGGAGUGAUAAGGAAGAGAAAUUUAAGGCGAAUGUGCACAAGGACAAGGAUGGGAAUUAUCAUGUGAACAACAUGGUGCAGGAUCACUCCUAAUCUAAACAUGGUUUAUAAUGUUGACAAAGAGUGUUUUUUUUUUGUGUGAUAAAUAAUGGUUUGUAACUGCAUUAUACUUUCAUGACACCAUUAAGGGUAUGCACUACUACUAUGUAUGUUUUAUGGUUUGCGAUAGUUUAUUUCUUGGGUUCUUGAAUUGUUUGGAUUUUGAUUUCUAGUUCAUAAUCUGUUUUCCAUGAGUUUGGGUCUAAAAUUUUCGGA